AUGCCCCCUCCGUUUCGACAUCCUGGCCGCUUUGCCACGGAGCUGGUGCGUCUCGCGCGUAGACCACGCCCCAGCUACCGCCUCAACCCCCAACUGUGCUCACGCCCCUCCUCCAGGCCCUCCUUAUCCUUUUCGACACUGUCCCUGCUCAAAACAUCAAAUUCCGGCCUGCCGGCAGCGGCCCUGCUUGCUGGAGUAGGAGCAGGCCUCUUCUCGCUCGCCACCGCUUUCCAGGAUCCCGCAGGCGCAGACCGUGACCUUGACCGGGACCAUGACCAUGGCCAUGAUCAAAAUUCUCCGUCGCCCGCCGACGACAUACGCGACCCCUCCGUUCCCCGAUAUCGACUGUCCGACAUCCACAGCCACGAUGCUUCGCAUCCCAACCCAUGGGUCACCCACCAGGACAAGGUCUACGACAUCACCGACUGGGUAUCCGCUCACCCCGGCGGCGAGGUCAUCCUCCGCGCCGCCGGACAGAGCAUCGACCCCUACUGGGCCAUAUUCACGAUCCACAACCAAACACAUGUCAAGGAGAUACUGGACCAAUACCUGAUUGGCUACAUCCAUGCCUUCGACCUCGUGGACGGGCUCCCGCCCGCUCACGCCAUUCAGGACCCCUUCGCGUCUGACCCGCCCCGUGACCCAAGGCUGUUCACACAUACCGCUAAGCCAUGCAACGCGGAGCCGCCCAAUCAGGCCCUGACUGAUGAAUUCCUCACCCCCAACGAGCUGUUCUACAAGCGCAAUCACAUGUGGGUGCCAGUCGUAGACGACAACAAGCUCGACCAGCACACAUUGACGGUCGAGCUCCCCGAUGGGGAUGUGAGGUCGUACACCCUGGAUGACUUGAAGACAAGAUUCACAACGCACCGAGUGACGGCCGUCCUCCAGUGCUCAGGGAACCGGAGGAGCGACAUGACCCGUCGCGCCGGCAAGACCAACGGCCUGCAGUGGGGUGUAGGAGCUAUCAGCAACGCGGAGUGGCAGGGCGUGCGCCUGGUUGAUGUGCUUGCGGAUGCCGGGCUUCAGGUCGCGGGCCCUGAUGCAGAAGAUGAGAGCCUCCCAGAUCCCAGCACCCACCACGUCCAACUCACCGGCCUCGAGGCUUACGGCGCAUCGAUCCCUCUUUCCACCGCCCUUGACCCCAGGAACGACGUCAUACUCGCCUUCAGCAUGAACGGCCAGCCUCUACCGCGUGACCACGGAUCCCCGUUGCGCGCUGUCGUGCCCGGCCAUGUCGCAGCAAGGAGCGUCAAGUGGUUGUCCAAGAUUGUUAUCAGCGACGAGGAGAGUACGUCGCAGUGGCAGCGGCGUGACUACAAGAGCUUUGGUCCAAACCAGCGGGACGUGGACUGGGAUAGCGCACCGGCCAUCCAAGAGAUGCCCGUGACGAGUGCAAUCACGAAGGUGCUUGUCGGCCAGUGCGUGCGGCAGGAUGACAAGUGUGGGCACCCUGUAUCGGGUCCUGAGGCAGGCGAGGGUCGGGAGCCAAUAGCCAUCGAGGGCUAUGCCAUGUCCGGGGGCGGGCGAUACAUCAGCCGUGUCGACGUCAGCCUCGACGGCGGGAAGACGUGGGACCAGGCCGAGCUCCUCGAGGACCCCAGUGCGGGCCACAAGGCCUGGGCCUGGAAGAGGUGGCGUUAUCUUGGCCACUUGGAGGCACCACCCGCCGUGGCCCCGGGGCAGCAGCCGCAGUGCACAGAGGUCGUGGUGAAAGCGACUGACAACAGCUACAACACCCAGCCGGAGACGCACUCCUCCAUCUUCAACCUGAGGGGAAACCUGGCGAAUGCGUGGCACCGCGUGACAGUGUGUCCCGAGUGUGUACCUGCUGCAGCUGCUGUAGAAGGCGGAAGUGGGAGACAUAAGGUAGUGUGGCGGACGGGCGGGGCCUAUGGAUGCGGGUUUGAUAGAGAGAACAUUGGUGCCGAGGUGAACCUACGUGUUGCAAACAAAACCAACUAA
Molecule: messenger RNA, 1965 nt
Organism: Diaporthe amygdali
Lineage: Eukaryota; Fungi; Ascomycota; Sordariomycetes; Diaporthales; Diaporthaceae
Exons: 1
Coding region: 1-1965 (654 amino acids)
Cellular component (GO): mitochondrion
Molecular function (GO): oxidoreductase activity; molybdenum ion binding
Source: RefSeq, a predicted model, not a curated record